Messenger RNA from Diospyros lotus (date-plum), 2428 nucleotides. RefSeq lists its product as uncharacterized. The transcript has 2 exons. The record is from RefSeq and is a predicted model, not a curated record. Gene Ontology annotation, molecular function: zinc ion binding. NCBI's taxonomy places the organism in Eukaryota, Viridiplantae, Streptophyta, Magnoliopsida, Ericales, Ebenaceae. Bases 281 to 2059 code for a protein of 592 amino acids.
CCCCGCCCUUUCUGACCCAAUCAGCCCUAAUCUUUUCGCGUAAUCCCCAACAGGGCUGCCAGCCUAUUCCCCUCUCGAUCUUGAUCUCGAUCCCUCUCUCCCUCUACACGGUCCGGUUCGGUUCGGUUCGGUUGGAAGGUCGGUCGGUCGGUCGCUCGCAGGCUCCUGUCGAGGAGGAGGAGGAGGAGGAGGAGGAGGUGAGCAUUGCUCUCCAGGGGAUUAAAACCUGGAAGGCGAGCUGGUUUUGAAAAAGUGGAGACUUUAAUCAACCUGUUGGCUUAUGGAAGAUCACAAUUUUGUAGUUGGUCAAGAGUUCCCUGAUGUCAAGGCCUUCCGGAGGGCAAUUAAAGAAGCUGCAAUUGCACAGCACUUUGAGCUUCGAAUUAUAAAAAGUGACCUGAUUCGGUACUUUGCAAAGUGUGCGGCAGAAGGUUGUCCAUGGCGCAUCCGUGCUGUAAAGCUCUCUAAUGCUCCAACCUUCACUGUUAGAAGCAUUGAAUCGACACAUACUUGUGGGAAAAAUGCCCAGAAUGGGCAUCAUCAGGCUUCUGUCGAUUGGAUAGUGAAUUUUAUAGAGGAACGACUGAGAGAGAACUUAAACUACAAACCAAAAGAUAUUUUAUAUGACAUCCAUAAGCAAUAUGGUAUUACAAUACCAUAUAAACAAGCAUGGCGUGCCAAGGAACGAGGGCUUGCUGCAAUUUAUGGCUCUUCUGAAGAAGGCUACUACCUCCUCCCUUCAUACUGUGAGCAGAUGAAGAAAACAAACCCAGGAAGUGUUGCUGAGGUCUUCACUGCUUGUGCAGAUAACCGGUUUCAACGGCUCUUUGUUUCCUUUUAUGCUUCUAUAUAUGGAUUUCUAAAUGGUUGUUUGCCCAUUGUUUGCCUUGGUGGACUCCAGCUUAGGAGCAAAUACCUUGGCACCUUGCUAUCGGCCACUACUUUUGACCCCGAUGGGGGGCUAUUUCCCGUUGCAGUUGGGGUGGUGGAUGUAGAAAAUGAUGAGAGCUGGAUGUGGUUUUUGUCGGAGUUGCAAAAGGCUCUGGAAGUAAAUGCAGAGAGGAUCCCACAACUUACCUUUUUGUCAGAUGGACAAAAGGGAAAAGUUGAGGCUGUAAAAAGAAAAUUUCCUGGUUCGUUGAAUGCAUUAUGCAUGCUGCACUUGAGUGAAAGCAUUGGAAAAGAGUUCAAGAAUUCGAGGCUGGUCCAUCUAUUGUGGAAAGCUGCAUACGCCAACACUACCAUUGCCUUCAAAGAGAAAUUGGAAGAAAUCGAAGAGGUAUCUUCUGAAGCCGCAAAGUGGCUUCAACAAUUUCAACCUUCCCACUGGGCAUUGGUAUAUUUUGAGGGAACACGGUAUGGUCGUCUCUCCUCAAACAUUGAGGACUUCAAUAGGUGGAUAAUGGAAGCACGAGAGCUGCCCAUUAUUCAGGUGAUUGGGCAGAUUCAUGGUAAAUUGAUGGCUGAGUUUCUGGAACGGCGUGCAAAGAGUAACUCGUGGUCUUCUGUGCUUACCCCCAGUGCCGAGAAGCGCGUAGCAGAGGCAAUCAGCCGUGCCUCAACAUAUCAAGUCCUUCGAUCAGAUGAGGUAGAAUUUGAGGUUCUAUCAGCAGAACGAUCAGACAUUGUGAAUAUAGGGACCCGUUCUUGUUCAUGCCGGGAUUGGCAGCUACAUGGAAUACCAUGUUCUCAUGCUGUCGCAGCACUCAUCUCUUCUAGAAAAGAUGUGUAUGCGUUCACUGAGAAGUGUUUCACUGUGGCUAGUUACCGUGGAACAUUCUCACAAGAUAUACACUCUAUCCCAGGUAAAAUUGAAUGGAAGAAGGAACGAGAGGAGGAGCAGCAGCAGCAGGAGGAGGAGGAGGAGGAGGACAUUAGACGAGUUGUGCGGCCUCCCAAGUUUCGCCGGCCUCCGGGACGCCCUGAGAAGAAGCGCAUCUGUGUGGAAGACCUCAAUCACGAGAAGCAUACCGUGCACUGUAGCCGCUGCAACCAAACAGGACACUACAAGACAACCUGCAAAGCAGCUGCUGAGACAAUGAACAAGAGUGUAGUAUAGUAGGAGGCUUUUAGAUAUAUACUAGCUUAGCAAGUAGACUUAAGACUUUACAUUGUGUAGUUAAAAGAGUCUCUCUGGCAGGCCUUGCUAGUCAGUCAGCGUGUGCCUCCAUUGAGUUCACAAUAUUAGCGUGGCUAGCUGGCUGUAUCUCAAACUAAUGGUCUAAUAACAAUACUAACAACAGUACGGCUCGCUAAAUACGUCUAGUUUCAUGCCAUUUGUUGAUGUAGAACGAAUGGCGAAGAGGAUAGAAGAAGAAUUGGAUCAAAAGAGGCGACACCAUAAGGGACGAGUUAGGGAGGUGAGACCAUGAGGGGCAAAACCGUAAUUGCAGAUUUAAUUGAUUUAAUUAUUAUAAUUACUGCUAAA